UGAGCCCAGAACAAAGACGACGACGAAGAAGGAGACCAGGCAGGCAGGCUUCAUGUCCGCAAGAGUUUAGUUGAUUUUUGUGAAGUGAGUGGGACACUUGUGACCGGUGCUCGCUCAAGGUGUCCUUAAUUAUUAAUAAUCCUUAAUCAUGGGACAAUUACUGUUACCACCAAGAUCAUCCAACAGGAGUUUUCUCCUCUCUCUGACUUUCUUUACAUAUUUUCUCGUGAAUCUCGUUACCAUCAUCCGCGCGGAAGUGCCAGUAGUGCCUAGUUCAUAUUCUGAAAGCGCUUUAGAAUACCCAAAUAAUGGAUCUGUGUCACAACAGCCGCCUGCAUCCAUUUCUGCUGGAAAUGGAACUUCCAGAGCUGACAGACUUUUGAAUAUCUUCACCAUCGUAAAAUUCCCAAAUGAAGCGUGCUGGACGGGAGAUGCCCUAAGAGCUGGCGUGUGCUACACAUCCAGGGAAUGUCGAGAACGAGGAGGCACGCCAUCAGGAGCUUGCGCCACCGGUUUCGGAGUUUGCUGCGUCUUUGCUCGUACUUGUGGGCAGAGCACAAAGGAAAACUGCACAUAUUUCACCAGUCCACGAGAGGCUCGAUAUGUGCCACACCAAGGACCCGUGAUGAACUGUCAGCUCCAAGUGUACAAAGGAGGCUCGGAUGUCUGCCAACUCCGACUGGACUUUUUGCAUUUUGACCUUGGACCACCAGAUCCGUACAGUGGUCAGUGCAACAAGGAUGCCUUCCUGGUCACCGGCUCUGCAUACUCUCCUCCAGUGAUUUGCGGAAAGAACACUGGCCAGCACAUGUACAUCGAUUUAGGCGGUCAUAAUUACGGACCAAUUACUCUUACGGUUACCACCUCAGGGUACCAUAAAGAUCCGGGUUGGGAUAUUAAGAUCACCCAAGUGAGAUGUUGUGACAGAGCUCCGGACGGUUGCUUGCAAUAUCAUUAUGGCGUCUCAGGCGUACUUAAAUCAUUCAACUUUGACGGAUGGGAUCAACAUUUGGCCAAUCAAUGGUACACUAUUUGUACGAGAAUGGAAGCUGGUUUCUGUGCAAUCAAGUACGAAGAGUGUGAUCCUGACAAGGGAACUUUCCGUAUUUCUCGCGAUGACAAAAAAGCGCAAACGGAUGGAGAUUGUUUGAACCCUAAAAAAGCUGGGUCUUCUGAUCACAUUUUAAUCCCUUGUGGUACAACGGACGGUAAUAAGAUCCAAUCUGGCAAAAAGAAGGGCGUUCCAUGUGCCAACCGGUUCUGCGGAACAACAUUCUGUUCCUUGGACAAGAAGGCAAAGUCUCCUUGUCCUGUGGAGAGUCACACGAAACCUUUCACCAUUCGGGUUUGCUUUGAUGACGACGAAUAUUCCAAGAAGGAGACUGAGAACAUUGGCUUUUGUCUAAGAUACACACAACUACCCUGCUCCAGCCAUUAAAUCAAGAAUCGAGAGCUACAUAUUUCGUAUAUUUACCAACAGCCAAUACAAUACCUCCACACCACCACACCCACAUACAUACACUUUAUAUAUUCUUAGUAUUUAUUCAAAUGAGGCAAAAUAAAUUAUCAAAGGUGUCAGUCCCUGUAUAUAUAUAUAUGUAACAGCAAUAAAGUGGUUUCUACAUAA
Molecule: messenger RNA, 1627 nt
Organism: Folsomia candida
Lineage: Eukaryota; Metazoa; Arthropoda; Collembola; Entomobryomorpha; Isotomidae
Exons: 12
Coding region: 149-1438 (429 amino acids)
Source: RefSeq, a predicted model, not a curated record